AUACCCUUGUGUUGAUUUUGUCAUUUAAAAAUCUGUGAAAGAAGAGAAAAUUUGGAAGCUUUCUUUCUCGGCGAUGAUGGAGCGAACUUACGGCCGUCGCAAACCGGGGUUGUUAAACGACGACGUUUCGCAGGCGGAGUAUCUUUUUUCGUCUUCUUCAUCACCAGAACUCGACCCACUUGAUUUCUCCACUCAAGAGUCAUCUUGUCUCUGGAAUUAUUCUUCAAGAUCCAAUUUUUCGGAUGAUGAUUUCUCUCAGAAGAGGGCUAAGAGACCCAGAAACGGUAGUGGAGCGUUUGGUUUGAAUUCGACUUUGAUGGAGACGCAAGAGUUCGGCAAGUUAAUGGAGAAUGAGGACGAGGUUAACUUCGCUCUUGAUGGGUUGAAGAAAGGACAUCAAGUUAGGAUCAGAAGAGCUGCUCUGUCUUCUCUACUCUCGAUUUGCGAAUCUCAAUAUCAACGACGCUCUUUAAGAGCUUUAGGGACCUCACAAUCCAUAAUCGAUGCAAUUUUGGGUCUUAGUCUUGAUGACAUACCAAGCAAUCUUGCUGCAGCUACCCUUUUCUUUGUGCUAACUACUGAUGGUCAAGAUGAUCACUUUAUGGAGUCACCCAACUCUAUCAAGUUUUUGAUCAAGCUUUUGAGACCUGUGGUUUCCGCCAGUACUAAAGGGAAGCCGCGGCGGAAUAUAGGAUCUAGGCUCUUAUCAGUAAUCAAGGAUGUUGAUGCCGCACGUGAUUCAGGCAGUAUGCAUGAUUCAAGCUCCUGUGAUAUACUGGACAGAGCCCAGGAGAUUCUUGUUAAUUGCAAGGAGUUGAGAUUGGUUGAUGGCUAUAAAAUCGAGAGGAUGAGGCCUGAGCUAAGUACGAAAUUGGUAGCUUUGUUGGUGAUGGAGAAGGCGUGCUUGUCCAAAAUCUCUUUCGAUGAUAGCUCUGGUACUGUGAAAAAAUCUGGAGGAAUGUUCAAGGAGAAACUGCGAGAACUUGGAGGACUUGAUGCAGUCUUUGAUGUUGUUAUGGAUUGUCACUCUGUAAUGGAGAAUUCUCUUGUUGAUGUAACACAGUUUAAUGUUACUGUGACUGCCCAUCAUUCGUUUGUUGUGGACAAGUUGGAUUUCUGUCUUAGUGUUGGCAAAGACUCUAGCUGGGUGGCACAUGACACACUCUCUGCCGAGGAUAUAAAAGAUGAUUUGAAUAAGCAGAAUCUGAUUUUGCUUCUGAAAUGUCUAAAAAUCAUGGAGAAUGCUACAUUCCUCAGCACAGAAAACCAGAUUCAUUUGCUCAGAUUUAAUAAAAGUAUGGGUUCUCAUGGAUCCCGACUGUCUUUCCCAGAGCUCAUGAUAAGCGUCAUCAAAAUACUUUCAGGUCUUCAGUUACGUGCUCACAGGAACGAAAAUCAUCCUCACCCUCAGCCACAUCUAUCUUCUGUUGUUAACAAGAACUUUGUGACAAUUAUUAGUUCAGAUACUUGCUCUACCACUAGCUGUAGCUCCAUAAAAAGUUUAAGCGUAUCCAAGAGAAAUCAGUCUGCAUUCCUGUUAGGUUGCUCAACAACACCAAAACCGGGGUCUCAAUCAAGUGUAAUGUCAACAGUUGAUCCCUGCACGCUGACGACUAUAGCUGGUUCCAACACUGGGUCGUUUGCAGGCAGGUUAGCCUCAUUGGGUAGUGGCAUUUCCAGAAGUAAUGCAAGGACUUGCCAAACUAGAGAAUCCAGUUGUAAACAAGUUGAAAACUUUUCACCCUUCGAGGAUAGUCAAGAUCCUUUUUCAUUUGAUUUGGAGGAUUCAGGACCUUCCAAAUGGGCAGUAGUAUUAGGAAAGCAAAAGAAAUCUAAAGGUCAAAAGAGGAAGGGAAGCUACAGAGAUUAUAAAGAUGAGCGCUCGCUUCAGCUCUUCUCGAGCCAGGAGGAAUCAAACCAUGGAUUAAAUUCCCUGGAAGAAUCAAGUGAUAGAGAUCGCCACGUAACAGAGCAACCUUCUUCAACAUAUGACAUUGAUAAAGGAUGUCUCUGUCUUUUAUCUGAUUGCCUUUUAACAGCCGUGAAGGUAUUAAUGAACUUAACAAAUGAUAAUUCUGUUGGUUGUCGGGAAGUUGCUGCCUGCAGAGGACUGGAGAGCAUGGCUGAAUUAAUUGUUGGACACUUUCCUUCCUUCACCAGAUCUCCGCUUUUCAGUCUGAUGGAGUCCGGGACAUGCCACCAGAAAGAUAAACAUCUCACAGACCAGGAAUUAGAUUUUCUUGUUGCCAUCUUGGGGUUACUGGUAAACUUGGUGGAGAAAAACGGAAUAAACAGGUCAAGGCUCUCUGCAGCUACUGUUCCAAUCACUAAUCCAGAAGAGUUGCUAGAUAGUGAACAAGACAUGAUUCCUCUUUUAUGUUCAAUCUUUCUCACCAAUCAAGGAUCCGCAGACGCCAAAGAUGAAACAAGUACUUUCACUUUGGACGAUGAAGAAGCUGUUUUAGAAAGCGAAAAGGAAGCGGAAAAGAUGAUUGUGGAGGCAUAUUCUGCCCUCCUACUCGCAUUUCUAUCCACAGAAAGUAGAAGUAUACGAAAUGCCAUCAGAGAUUAUCUCCCAAAACGAGACAUGGCAAUUCUGGUACCGGUGUUGGAUAGAUUUUUGGCGUUUCAUACAACACUGGACAUGAUUCCUCCAGAAACUCAUAAAGCGGUUAUGGAAGUUAUUGAGUCGUGCAAAUUGCCAUAGAACAAAAAAAACAGGCGAGAUCUUCGUUCUCCUCUCACUGUACAGCUUCUGCAACACUUUGGGUUUGCUCCAUACUUAUAGUUAGUGAUCACACAAUGGAACAUGUUACAUGUAUGAUAUAGACACAAAUAGAGUAUCUUUUAGUUC
Arabidopsis arenosa is the source of this 2854-nucleotide messenger RNA. Lineage: Eukaryota; Viridiplantae; Streptophyta; Magnoliopsida; Brassicales; Brassicaceae. The record is from the annotation of a GenBank genome assembly.